CGCCUCCAUUUUUAACCGUAACACGGUUAAAAAAAAAAAAAAAAAAAAAUCGCCUGGAUUCCGCGUUUAGAUUAAAUUCGCAAACAUUUCCCCUCCCCGUCUCUUUGCUCGCCAAGAUUGGACCAGAGAUACGCUGUUGUUUCCUGGAGGACAUAAAGAACACGAAGGGAUGCAGAGCAACAUCCGCUAUAUAACUGCUGUAUAACCCAAAAUGUAUACGCUUAGGCUAUUCAAACAUCCAACUGAAAUUAAAACCAAGAAACAAUAUUAAAAACAAAAAUCCUUGGUGAAGUUACAAGACUGAAAGAAGCCUGAAAGCAGGAAGCAAGUUGGCACAGAUGAGCUCCUGCAACUGAGAAUAACACACCAAGAAAGAUCAUUAACACAUUGGGACACACACACACACACAUAGCUGUCCACCCACUGACACACACACAUUCACACACACUAUACACACAGAUGGCACUAGAAAACUCCACAUUCUCUUCUCGGCCAGAGUCCCUCUCUCUGCCGGUCCCAGAGAAAGGGGAGGUGCCUGCUGAGGAGACCAAAGAAGAUGCUUCUGCCACUGGAGUAUUUAAUGUAUCUGAGGAACUCGGGCAUGUUGUAACCACAGAGACAUCAUCACCCCCACAAGUGAAUGCUAAUAACAGCAUGUCAUUCCAGGACAAGAUGGCUGCACGGGAAGCACAAGCCAAUCAGCACAGAAAGAAACCGCAAGCGACAGGGCAGGAACGAGGAAGGUUUGGCUGGGCCCGCAGUAAACGUAAGAGGCAACGUUAUGUGGAGAAAAAUGGCCGAUGCAAUGUACAGCAUGGUAACAUGCGGGAAACUUACCGUUACUUGACAGACAUCUUUACCACUCUGGUGGAUCUGAACUGGCGCUGCUCGCUCUUUGUUUUCGUCAUGGCCUACGCCGUCACCUGGCUUUUCUUUGGUGCUAUUUGGUACCUUAUUGCAUACUGCAGAGGAGAUCUGGAUCAUUUGGAGGAUGAGACGUGGACUCCAUGUGUGAAUAAUGUUAACGGAUUUAUCUCCGCUUUCCUUUUCUCCAUUGAGACUGAGACCACCAUCGGAUAUGGCCAUCGUGUCAUCACUGACCAGUGUCCUGUGGGCACUCUGCUUCUACUUUUACAAGCCAUACUGGGCUCAAUGGUCAAUGCUUUUAUGGUUGGCUGUAUGUUUGUGAAGAUCUCUCAGCCAAACAAGCGGGCAGAGACGCUGGUGUUCUCCCGGAACGCGGUCAUCUCUCUGCGUGACGAUAAGCUGUGUCUGAUGUUUAGAGUCGGCGAUCUGAGAUCCUCACACAUCGUGGGAGCAAACAUGAGAGCUAAGCUCAUCAAAUCCAAACAGACCCAAGAGGGUGAAUUUAUUCCACUGGAUCAGACAGAUAUCAGUGUGGGCUUUGAGACAGGGGAUGACCGAUUGUUCCUUGUGUCUCCAUUGGUCAUCUCUCAUGAGAUCGACUCACGCUCACCAUUCUGGGACAUGUCCCAGUCACAGCUAGAGAAGGAAGACUUUGAGAUUGUUGUUAUUCUUGAGGGCAUGGUGGAAGCUACAGGUAUGACAUGUCAAGCCCGGAGCUCCUAUUUGGCCGAGGAGCUGCUCUGGGGUCACAGGUUCAGCCCGAUGAUGUGCCUGGCCGAAGGAUACUUUGAUGUGGACUAUGGCGCAUUUCAUCAUACCUUUGAGGUGGACACUCCUUCUAUUUCAGCCCGAGAGCUUGCGCUAGCUGCUGCUCGUCUGGAAGCUCACCUCUACUGGUCGAUCUCCAGCCGGCUAGAUGAAGAGAAGUGGGAGGGGCCUAACCUGACAGAGCAGUCAAAAAACCCUGUUGAUUCUGAAUCUGUCGUUGGAAAAGACGGAGACGGACCAACAUUCAUUGUGGGUGGAGUUACAGAAACCCAGGAACAGCAAGUUGUAGGGGAACAGAAUGGGAGUGUCACUACAGACCAAUCAGAAACUGAGGCCUAAGAGAAAGAAAGUAAGGAUGCAAGUAUUUUUAGGUUUAGAAAGUUAAUAUUAUAUUAGAUUUGAUUGUGAAACAAUCCAUGCCUUCUUCUACAAAUCUUAACCAUUUAGCCUCUAAUGUAUAGCAUAGAAUACAUUUCCCCAACGGGGAAGUCACUUGGUUUGUUGGUUUUAAAAGCAGACAUUUGAAACUGUCCUGCAUUAUAUUGUGGCAGGGUGUUUUCACAGCUAACAUUAGGUUUCCUGAGACCAGCCAUUUCACAGAAUUCUCAAAACUAACACAGGGUAUACUUGCUUUCACUAUACACAAUGUUUUCAUUUUGAGACAUGGCAGACAGGACAGAUUGUUUGUGUAUUGAAGAUACGUUAGAUACGCUGUAUUACAGUUGAUGGAAGUGCCAUGCAACUAAAACAUUAUAAUCCCUGGGGUUCUCUUUAUCAGCUUUUAACAGGAUUUUGACUACCAGGAAUUUAUUGGUAUUUCUACCUGUUUUUCAGUACAGUCUCUCCAAUGCAGGAAAUUGCUCUAAUGGGCAUAUGAAAUGCCUUUUUUUGUUUAAAACCAUAAAUCCUACAGUAUGUGUGUCUGUUAUUGUAAAGUCACAGUCAGCCUUACAAAAAUAUCUUGCACAGAGAUAACUUUUUUUUUUUUUUUUUUAAAUUUAACAGGGGAUUUGUUACUUAACUAUUCUCUAAAACAAUUCUUAAAUACUGUACGUGUUCCAGGAAUGAUGCAUUUUAUAGAUUUCAGAGGAAAUGCUAAACUAGGGUCAGAGAUUCAUGACUUUAAAAGAAUAGUCUAAUCAAAAAAUGGUAGCAAAGCUGUACGGAGAGCUAGUAGCUAUCAGUUGGCAAUAUGCCACACACAUCAUGUUAAUUAAUGGCUACUGGCUUUCAUUUAUACAAUGCCAUGUCAGCAUUUUUGCUCCUACUAUUCAUUUCAUGGCUGCUCUCUUGUCUUCAGAGCUGCCAAUAAAUUUAUGAUGAAUUACAUUGGUGAGUGCAGGCUACUCUGAUGGAACAUAUUCCACUAAUAUUCUAGUCCAUUCUAUUCUUGGAAGCUGCCCAGAACUAAAGCAUUUCUAAUGCACAGUUUAAUUAUUCCUGUAAUGUCCUGUGGGAGGGAAACCUGCUGGUGCCUUUUCUGAUGUUUCUAGACCUUACAAGGAAUUGGAUCUCUGUGCAAUACUAUUAUAUAGCCAUAAAAAUACCAAUCAUGAUAUAUCAGUAACAACGCAGUGAUAGCACAUAGGGUUGGGAAUGUAUGGACAAUUUAUGAAAGAAAAAUAUGACAAAACCUUCAUUCAAAUAAGUGAAUUAAUUCUAUUACGCAGUAACAUGGAGACGGAGGUAAAUGAAUACAUAGUGAAAUAGCAAACUGAGAGCACAAAAAAGUUCACGACAAUCAGACUCAGUAUAUUCAUAAUAUGUUAAGCUAGUGUUAGAAGAGUAUUUGCAAAUUUGUCUACUUGUACAUCAUGUUUCAAAUCUGUAUUUAUUUUUGCCUAUUGCUAUUCUGGUACAAUGUAUUGUAUUUAUAUCUAUCAUCUAGGAAGUGAUCGCUUCAAAGGUGAUGGUCCAGACCUGUCCGAAAAUCUGGCAACCUCAGAAAUACACAGGUCAUUUUAGUAACCGGAAUUUUACCAACUGGAUACCGGCCUGUUACGCAAAUCUUCCCCGCAUAAAUAUUAAUAUAUCUUUUUAAAAUAAGUUGCACCAAAAUCUGAAUAUGGCCCAAAAUUUGACCAGUUAUACACACACUGACAUACUGGUGGAUCUGUGGUAUCUUGGUACAUGCAUUAUACUUGCAUUAGGUAGGCUGACAAUAUGGGCAUGUCAUGUUUCACAAAAUGACAUCCUAAAGUACAGUUUAUUGAUUUCUAACGAAAUCAUUUUGUCAGGAAAUAUUGUAAUGCCAGACUUUCACGGAUCAAGAAAAUCUUUUUUUUUUUUUUUUUUUUUUUUUUUAGGAGAAUGAACCUGACUAAACUUUAACAGACUAUAAUAUUAGUUUAAAUGCUUAGUAAAGACUUAAAAUCCAGACAUAGUGGACCAUAUCUUGUCACUGGGUCUAUUCCAAGUGAGAAAAAUGUAGUAGCAGUGUGGUAGAGUUACACUGACAAAGUAGCAGUUGUCAAUAUAAAGGGAAAACAUGUCAUGGAAACUGUUAGAUAAGCAACAGGCAAUAGUCAUGGGACAGCAAAAGCAAAUGGCACCUAGCCGUAUGUUACACAUAUCAUAGCGAACAGUUGUUAUAGUAUUGACCAGUUCGAUGCAUGUAGCCAUUUCACAGUGCAUUAUGGGAAUAUGCCUGGUCUCUAAGGUACUGUGACCGUAACAUAUAGACAAUAGACUGUCUGUCUUUCAUUUAUACAAUGCCAUACAUCUCUCUCACUUUCUAUCUAUCUAUCUAUCUAUCUAUCUAUCUAUCUAUCUAUCUAUCUAUCUAUCUAUCUAUCUAUCUAUCUAUCUAUCUAUCUAUCUCUCUCUCUCUCUCUCUCUCUCUCUCUCUCUCUCUCUCUCUCUCCCUCUCUCUUAUAUAUAUAUAUUAAAUCAUAUGAACACUCAAAAGUAAUACCAGUUAAGAGGUCUCUUUAUUGUAUACGUUCCGACAGUUGGGAUUUUUAGUAAUGUAGUAAGAACACUUACUAGCCAUGGACACUGUUUUAGAGGUUUCCCUGCUCCAGUGAACCUGAUUUCAGUUCAUUAAAAACUGAAAAGCCAAGAAAAAACUGAAAACACUAAAUGGUCCUAAGCUAAAGUUAUUUGGGUAUAGAGCCUUGAAAUAGAGUGAGUUAGAGUAAUCAGAAUAAGUAGGGGCAUUUAAUAUUUACCACAUUCAUUGUUUUAGCGCAAGAUUAAUUAGCUGUUUUCUACAUAAACCUUUGUUAGAGAUGCUCUUUACACUACUUUGGUAAUUCAUGAUCAUAUAUUUAAAGAAGAAUUGUUUAAAGAAGCAAAUUCCAAUGAAGAAUUUUACCUUCUCUAUGAGAGACCCAAUUGGCACUGUUAAAACUAUGAACAUCUCAUCUAUAGCCUUGUAAGGAAAAGGAUGAGCGACUAUUUUUUGAUUAAGAGCAGGAUUAUUUCUUUGCCAAAAGAAAUGUGAAAGACAGCCUGAAAUCAAAAAUGUUAAAUUAUGAAUCAUAAUUCUUCAGAGUUUUUCUACAGUACAGUGUUGUGAGAUGCAGAAAACAAGUGCUUAAUCAUGAUAUAUGCUUUAUUAGGGCAAAUCCUACAGUUAUAUGAAUUGUCUAUUGUCUGAGAAAUCCAUAUUCAAAACCUAGGGAAACAGUUGAGGGUCAAAAGAAUAAUGGACUUAAUGACAAUAAUGCAUGAUAAAAUUUUGCAGUAUUACAAAGAAACGACAGGAUAUACAGAAUAUAGACAAAAUAACCAAAGAGUUAAACAGAACAGGUGAACACAAUAAGCUAACAGACCAGUAAUUAGAGUGGCAGUUAGAACAGGACCAAACCAGAAACAAAAAACUUGAAUGGGGUAUGUAAGAAAUGUUAUGGUCCUAAAUGUUUUAAACAUUACAUACAGCACGUUUAAAUACAAUCUUCAGAACAAUAUCUUAAAUACGAGUAAAUUGUAGCUCGAAGAGAAAUCUGAGGCAGUUCAGUGCUGUUUUGCAAAUUCUUGUUUUAAUCUUGAUCUUUCAGUGAGUACUCCAGAUUACAGUAGAUUAGAGUCUAGAUUUGUGAUUUGAUGAAGAGCUUCAUGAAUGUACAGUCUAUGUUAAAUUUCAUGGCACUGUUUUAUUGCUUUUAAACAACAAUUCUGUAAACAAAAAUCAAGAAAAAUUAAUAUUGAGUUACUGAUAUUUCACACACAAUAUCACCAAAUGGUCUGUUUGUUUUUGCUUCACUAUCAGAUAUAAAAUAAGCCACACACACUUUAUAGCAUGUUAACAAGCUUGCUAGUAAUUUGUACUAAAAAACGAUUCUAAAAAACGACAUAUGUACAUUUCAGUUAAAGUUGCUUCGAGUUUAAUUGGCGUCCCCUCUUAAUUUUCACCUUCAUCCUACGAGCAUAAAAAAUUUCAAGGUAGCGAAGGUAUUGUUUGUCAUGUCCACAUAUAAUGUCACUAACUUCACUGCUGUAACUGCUACAAACUAGGAAGAGGAAUUCUAUGUGGCGAAUUGAGUGAAACAGUAAACAGUGAAAUGUACCAGAGUGGUUGUACUACAGUAUAUUAGCAAAUUAGUGGAUCUGUAUUAACUGCUUUAUAAUUAAAAAUCUCAAAGUAUUAAAGGAUGGCUAAAGUUCAUUUUGUAACUACAUAAUAACCAAAUAUUAUAUCAGAAAGCCAGGGGCAAAGUUUAAUAGUAUGAGUGCUCUUUAUUUGUGUCAUUUUUGUUGUCUGUAGGCAACAUUUUGGGUGACGUUUAAAGUCUCUGAGAUUUUGUGUUCAAUGAACUGUAGAAGUCGCAAUACAUGCCUUUUUAAUACAGUCUUUCUAUAUGGCUUUUAAUGUCAUGUGCCAAUUGGACUUUUUGCCAACUUCUUUACAUCAUGUAGAGAGACACAGUGUAUUGAUUAAGAAAAGCCCAUCAUUUUCUUUCUCUUGCUCUCUCUGAAAUCUUGCUGUAUAAAGUCUUGUAAGCAGUCAGUAGCACACGCAAAUAUUUCUUGCACAUACAGUAAAGUAUGUAAAGCACAAACCCUGUGUUCCUGAAACUUUUCCCCUUCUUGCUUUCGCUGCUCUAGACAUUUUUUAAUCUAUGUUUUUAAUCUGUAUGAGGACCUGUAUUAGA
Tachysurus vachellii is the source of this 6731-nucleotide messenger RNA. RefSeq names its product potassium inwardly rectifying channel subfamily J member 9 (gene kcnj9). The record is from RefSeq and is a predicted model, not a curated record. The coding region runs from base 460 to 1974 and encodes 504 amino acids. The transcript is spliced from 8 exons. Gene Ontology annotation, biological process: potassium ion import across plasma membrane; regulation of monoatomic ion transmembrane transport. NCBI's taxonomy places the organism in Eukaryota, Metazoa, Chordata, Actinopteri, Siluriformes, Bagridae. Gene Ontology annotation, molecular function: G-protein activated inward rectifier potassium channel activity. Gene Ontology annotation, cellular component: plasma membrane.